UGCAGUUUUCAAAUAAUUUCACACAGCAUGAAAAGUAACAAAAGUUGAAAACGUUGGUCGAGAUCUUCGUAAUCUACUGUUCUCUGGUUCACAGCGUGGAGGAUUUUAAUUUCUUUACAGCCAUUAUUACUAGUUUUCUGUACUGAAUCUGCUUGAUCACUGUGUAGCGUGGUAUUCGACGAAAGUAGGGAGGUUGUUUGAAAGCUAGAAGCAAAAUGGCUGGGUCAGGAGAUGGAAACGCUGAAAUGAGUCGCCUUCAAGGUAUUUUACGUUGGUCUAUCGAACAGCAGCCAGCACAGCAAGACGAAAACAGGACAGAGACGGCGGCUACCGGGGUGAUGUCUGAGGAGCGCCGGGAGUUUCUUCGCAGUGCCUUGGCAGGGAUGCAAAACGCGCCGACCGAAGCAGACAUGAUGAAGACAAACCUAGCCAUUGUGGAUCGUGUGACGGCAAGCAUCGGUGAGCCAUCGUCCCUCGACAACCAGGUCCAUGAAGAGCUCGUUGAACGGGGCACGGAGGCGCUUGAGGCACUGUGUGACAUGUGUGAAAACAUUGAUAACGCCAAUGACAUGAUUCCCCUCGGAGGCUUUCCUGUGAUUGAGAAAGCUGCGGACGCAACGGAAAGUUCCUUGCAGACAGCAGCCUUUGAGCUGCUUGGCAACCUCUUCCAGAACAAUCCUCGCUGUCAGCAGCAUGGCUUGGAGUGUAACGUGUUGUCAAAGUGUAUUCACCACCUUGACUGUAGCCAGGUGGUGGGUGUCCGAGUGAAGGCUCUCUAUGCAACCUCGUGCUUGGUGAAGGACAACCACCCGGCACAGGCAGCGUUUGUAGAGCAAGACGGCUACUCGGCGCUGUGCCGGUGCCUGAAGAGUGGCGUAGAGAAGAUCACGACGAAAGCUGCUUUCCUCGUGGCGAACAUGGUUGCCCAUUCCGCUAGUAACACAGAGUUUGUACUGAAGUCCGGUGUGCUGGAUCAACUGCUAGCGCUGUUGUCAUCCAAUCGCACACAAUCCCUGGAACAUGUCGCCAGAACCGUGUCCUAUCUCAUCGAUGUGGAUGGAUCGUGCCUCAAAGCGGCCUGUGAACACCACAGCCACCUUGCCACGAGUAUGGAGGCAACGAUAGUCGCUCUAAAAAGGCUCGAAGACGACCAGUAUCAGGAUGAAAUUGAGAAUUUAGAGAAGCUUAUCCUAACGCUGAAAGUGUGCUGCUGAGGGUGGAUCGGCUUCUUUUGCCUCUGCUGAAUCAAGCCGUUGGUUGGUGGUAUGCCAUUCAUGAAGACAUCGAUGCAACACACGUCAGGCAUUAGUAAGCUUGCUGGGUGCAGUGUGUGUUGACUUGUCUUUGCUUGUAAGCAACACGGACCAUCGACCAGUGACACUGUUGACGACAUGCUCCGCGUGGCAGGUUCGUCUGGUUGUUGGUGCUGAGCUCAGGCAACCAGACCCUACCAUCUUUCUGGUGUUCUGAUUACUAGUAUAUUCCACUACAGUAACAGUCAUCCCAGGCUCUGCGUUCCAACAUUGUUGACUGCUGAACGAGUAGCUAGUCUCUGGUUUAUCAGCUUGGGUCUAUUUCUAGGUCCUGGGCGUUCUAAUCUGCCAGCAGUUUCUGCUGCUCAGCAGCAUUGUUGUCUAGCCCACAUACAAGUAUUGAUUUUGUAAUCCACACUAUUGGUGCGCUUUUAGGAUUUGUUUUCAAGCCCGCUUUGAAUACUGCGUAUAUUUUUGCUGCUCCGAAGCAUGCAAUUGGUUCUGCAGAGAAAAGACAGCCCUCUAGAUUAGCUGAAAAAAUUGACUAGUUUUGUGUUUACAUCUUCCAUGGCUACACUGGCUGCUGUUGUUUUAAGAUUGACUUUUUGAUCAGAGCUUUCACUCAUUGUUCUUUAGCCAUGGCUACUAAGUAGUAUGUCGAGAGUGGACAUGGGAUAACUCUCUCCCCACCAUCAAAGUAUUGGAAUUGUUUGCGGCCAGAUGCUUGCCAUAGCCAGCUGGAAUUUAAGUUGCUCCCUGAAGUGUUUUAUUUUAUUUUUCGAUUUUCUUUCGUUCUCCCGGUCCGAGCUUUGAAAGUGAGUGACUUGACAAACAUUGGAGUCCUGGUGGAGUGUGCUGUUCACAGCAUGUAUAACGUUGUGAAGAACUCAACUGCUUGUCUGCCAAGUUGGCCACAUGCAUUGUUUGCUUUCAUAACUCACUGAUGGAAUAAUGAUGGAUCCUUUGUUUAUUAGCAUG
Sycon ciliatum is the source of this 2231-nucleotide messenger RNA. Its product is annotated as hsp70-binding protein 1-like. The transcript has 7 exons. Gene Ontology annotation, cellular component: endoplasmic reticulum. The record is from RefSeq and is a predicted model, not a curated record. The coding region runs from base 216 to 1214 and encodes 332 amino acids. NCBI's taxonomy places the organism in Eukaryota, Metazoa, Porifera, Calcarea, Leucosolenida, Sycettidae. Gene Ontology annotation, molecular function: protein binding; adenyl-nucleotide exchange factor activity.